Molecule: messenger RNA, 1565 nt
Organism: Cynoglossus semilaevis (tongue sole)
Lineage: Eukaryota; Metazoa; Chordata; Actinopteri; Pleuronectiformes; Cynoglossidae
Gene: eef1da
Product: eukaryotic translation elongation factor 1 delta a (guanine nucleotide exchange protein)
Exons: 10
Coding region: 125-1501 (458 amino acids)
Biological process (GO): translational elongation
Cellular component (GO): eukaryotic translation elongation factor 1 complex; cytosol
Molecular function (GO): guanyl-nucleotide exchange factor activity; translation elongation factor activity
Source: RefSeq, a predicted model, not a curated record
GACCCGCUAAUGCCAGUUCUCUUCUGCCUUCGGAGUACGGUGAGGCAGCACGCCAAAGAAAGGACACAAGGUCGAAAAACGUCGAAAUAAACCAACAACAUCUGUCUUUUUAAUCAAAAGAGAAAUGGAGAAAGGACCCCCUCCACCACAUGUUCCAGGCAGUGCCUCAAGGCAGGGAAAUGCUCCCACUUUUGAGAGGAGCAUCAUAAGCGGAGACAACAUCCAGUUUGGGAGGCUGAGGAGACGUACACGUCUGUCCCAGUCGGAGAGCCAGAGUUCUGGUGCUGAAGAGGAAUGGCUGAGCUCCUCCUUGGAUGCCAACAACGCUUACGGUCGAAGCCCCGUUGUCCAGGCCAUGCAGGUGGAGGGUGUCUGGUACAACCGCAGCUCGUAUGAUCAAGCUGAAAACAACUAUCAACGUCGGCUGACGUCUAACAACAACGGACCGCUGUCAUCCUCUCCACGGAGUCCCAACACCAGAGGCUCCUGGACCUUCAACUCCAGGCGUGGCCAUGCUCAGCAGCAGGACCAUGGCCCAGCUGUUACCACAGUGAAGGCCUCUGGAACCCCUCACCGUCAGUCCAGCAGAGGACGCAACCGCACCUCUUCUGAGACCGAGCAGGGGUCAAAAGGCACCAGGGGGCCACACCAGAGGAAGAGAGGCUUCUCUGAGACUGAAAGCAGGCCCAAAUGGGACAACACCAAAAUGAGUGGACUCCAGUGCCUCGCCGCAGACAACAUCUGGUUCGACAAACAACGAUUUGAUGAUGCCGAAAGACGUUUCUACGAGGGAGUGAAUGGACCUGCCACACCACAGCAGCAACAGGUGAAAUCGGCCCUGCAGCAGGCCAAAGGGCGCCAGCACAAACGGCAGCACAGAAAUUCAUCUUUACAUGCUUCAGUAGACCACGAGCUGGUUUCACGCAUGAAGAGCUUGGAGUUGGAGAACCAGACCCUGCAUAAAGUGGUGGAGGAUAUGAGGGCAGCACUGCUGAAGCUGGAGACCAGAGUAGCUGUGCUGGAGAAGACCCCCACACCAGUAGCUGUUCCCUGUGCUAAGGCUACACCAGUGAAGGCAGCUCCAGCCAAAGUAGAAAAUGGUGAUGAUGAGGAGGAGGAUGAUGAUGACAUUGACUUGUUUGGCAGUGAUGAAGACAACGAGGCGGCCGAGCGCCUCAAGCAGGAGCGUCUGGCAGCCUACGCUGCCAAGAAAGCCAAGAAACCUGCCCUCAUCGCCAAGUCCUCCAUCCUGUUGGAUGUUAAACCUUGGGAUGAUGAGACCGAUAUGGGUAAACUGGAGGAGCACGUGCGUUCAGUGCAGAUGGAUGGGCUUCUGUGGGGAGCGUCCAAACUGGUCCCAGUUGGCUACGGCAUCAAGAAGCUGCAGAUAAACUGUGUGGUGGAGGAUGACAAAGUUGGCACCGACAUCCUGGAGGAGGAGAUCACCAAGUUUGAGGACUUUGUCCAGAGUGUAGAUGUAGCUGCCUUCAAUAAGAUCUAAAGUCCAAAGUGCUGCACCUGCUCCAGGCUGUCAUGGGUUAAUAAAUCUGAGCAUUGAGCACUAA